Molecule: messenger RNA, 2168 nt
Organism: Leguminivora glycinivorella
Lineage: Eukaryota; Metazoa; Arthropoda; Insecta; Lepidoptera; Tortricidae
Gene: Noc3
Product: nucleolar complex protein 3 homolog
Exons: 12
Coding region: 140-2125 (661 amino acids)
Biological process (GO): DNA replication initiation
Cellular component (GO): nucleolus
Molecular function (GO): chromatin binding
Source: RefSeq, a predicted model, not a curated record
UUCUCAGUUCCGUCAUCCUCAUCUGUCAAAAUCAUUUGAAGUGCUUCGUUUGUCAAAUCCACGUUGUUUUAUUUAAUUUCUCUCCAAAAUAAAUUACCGAAGCUUUAUAAAUCGGUCCUGAUUACUUUACAUAUACAUCAUGGCAAAAAAAGGUAAAGUAAAAGUAAGCAAGGUGAAGCGGAACAACCAAACCACGAAUAGAAUGAAGAAGCAGGGUAAGAUGAAGCUGCAGCGGCACCGCGCGAAGCUGCAGAAGCAGCACCAGCCGCCAGCGAAGCCCGAUAUCGAGUACAGCAGUGAGAGCGAGGCGUCGGCGGACGAGUGGGGCGAUAUGCUAGACGAGGACCAGAAGGCCUACAUUAUGAAGAGGCUGGCCAAGAACCCGAGGUUCCUGGCUGAUGUGCCGGAGAAGGAGGAUGAGAACAAAUCAAACAGAAAACGCAAGAAGAUUGACAAAGAGAAGGUGCCAAAGAAGCGUCCACAAGCAGGAAGCGACAGUGGUGCGGAGAGUGACUCCGCCUCCGACAGUGACUUUGAAGAGAAGUAUGAACAAGAGAUGGCGGAGAGGCCGGCCAAGAGGAUGCGGGCUCUGCUGCCCAUUAAAACUAAACAGGGGCUUAUGGAGAGGACUGAGGAGUGCCCAGACACAGAAUCAGAAAAAGAGGAUGAGCCAGAACCUCAAAAACCAUCUCAAACAGAAGAACCCCAGGAUUCAGACUCCGACUCCGGCCUGGAAGGAACGGGUGAGGAAGACACCGAGAUCCCAGAGGGUGGGGUGGUCAGUACGGUGGAGCUGAUGGCUGCGAGGAGAGACCGGCUGAAUCAUGAGAAGCUCAGGAUUGGGGCGCUAUGCUCUUCUCUGCUUGAGGAACCGGAGAAAAAGCUGAAAAACUUAUACCCAAUACUCUACCUAAUGGAGGAGCGUCUAAAAGACAACACUCUGAACCUUCACUCAGUCCGCAAAAUCGCCACACUGUCAGCCUUCGAGGUGUUCAAAGAUGUCUUACCGGAGUACCAGAUAAGGCAUCAAGACUACUCCAAUGUCAAAUUGAAGAAGGACACAUUAGCUUUAUACAAGUAUGAAAAGGAGUUACUAGAAUUCUACAAAAGAUAUCUACAGAGGCUUGAGAAAGCGUGCACAGUUCUAAGACCGAAAAAAGGAGACACAAGGAAACCAGACCCAGCUGCCGUCAGCUUAGCCAUAGUGUCCCUUCGCUGCCUCUGUGGCCUGCUAGUCGCCCGGCCAAUGUUCAACUACGCUACGAAUAUCGCGCAGACCACCGUGCCUUUCCUCGAUUGUGGUCACACUGAUGCCGCUGAUAUCGCCACGGAGUGCGCGAAGACUGUCUUCCAGGAGGACGCUAAAGGGGAAAUUACUCUGACAAUCGUGCGGUUAAUCAACCAACUGGUAAAACGGCGCGGCGAGCGUCUAAAGCCCACUGCGUUGCGUUGCCUCCUUAGUCUGAAGAUUAGGGACAUCGACCUCGACGCUGAGGCUGACGUCAAACACAAGAAGAAAGUUGAGGAGAAGCAUAAAAAGAGGAUCGUCAACUUGUCCAAGAAAGAAAAGAAGCGAGCGAAGAAACUGAAAGAGGUAGAACGCGAGCUCCUAGAGACAGAAGCGCAGGAAAGCGAGGUGUCGCGCCGGAAGCAGCUCACAGAGGUCACCAAGACCGUGUUCCACAUCUACUUCCGGUUGCUGAAGACCGCGCCGAGGUCCAAGCUGCUUUCUGCCGCACUAGAUGGAUUAGCAAAGGGAGAAAAUCUCUUUUCCACGUCAUUAGAUUUUAAAAUCGUUCGUCAUUUAGACCCGACGCUAGAAUCUCCUGCACUUUGUUACGCACGCACGGCUGUGCUGACUGAGUUGUGUGCUUUACAACACCACUACCAUCCUGUGCGGCAGGCAGUCACUAAGAGUGAUAGUAAGAUAUCAGCCGUGCACCUGUUCGAGCAAUACGACGGGUCCCAGAUGGCGUUCAAGCCUUCCAUCCCCCCUCCCAGGCCCACCAACAAGGCCAAGGUGCCGCCUGCCCACGCGUGGGCGCAGCGCGACUUCAAACAACUGUGUGAGGAUGUUGAGAGUGCAGUGAACUUGAGUGGAGUGGACUUUGCGUCGCCUAGGUGAAACGGUGAUGAAGAUGGUAGUUAAUAAAUGUUAAUAUUCAUUA